AUGCCUCGCAAUAAAUCUGAAUUGCGAAUAUUAUUCUUCAAGGGACUAGCAGUGGAAUUUCACGCACGAUAUAAUAAGGAGGCACAUGCUAUCCCUCAUCUGGAUCAGUGGUUCAACAAACGCGAGAAUAAACGAAAAGCUACCAUCAACUCCAUCAUUAAAUUCUCAAGGCGUGGCUGGGAGCCGCAAUUCGUUUCGUUGAAUACAAUACCACUACACGAUGAGAAUUUUCCCUUCUCGCUUCGUGAUAAUACAGUGCUGGUAAGUUAG
Messenger RNA from Gongylonema pulchrum, 270 nucleotides. The record is from the annotation of a GenBank genome assembly. NCBI's taxonomy places the organism in Eukaryota, Metazoa, Nematoda, Chromadorea, Rhabditida, Gongylonematidae.